UCUACACAGUCCGUUAUAAUAAUAUGAACGUACAACACUUACAAGCAUUGCUCCUUAUUUCUACAAUAUAUCUAACCAAUGGCCAGCCCUGGGACAUUACUGAGGACAUAAAAUAUAUAUUAGAAGAUAAAACUGAAGACAUGAAAGCGUUUUUUGACGAACAAAGGAGCAGAGUGGAGAAGGCCCUGAAUACAGGAUACAUUGAGGCUGUAAAGAUGAAAGACUCUGUAAGCAGUUACGUAGAUUCUCAACAACGGAAAAUCAGUGCGGAUAUAAAUAGCUACGUGGAAAGUGUUAAGGAAAGUGGUAGGAAAGUUGCGGAUACCUGGUCAUAUUUGCCAAUAGAAGAACCCGGUGCUCGAAUGGAACAGCCAGACUUGGUGCUUUCAGUGCCAGGAGUUAUAAUUCGCAACGGUUAUCCUUGUGAGACCCAUACAGUCGUUUCUGAAGGUUACAUUUUAAACCUACAUAGAAUACCCCAUUCUAAAAAUAAAGACGUUCCAAAGAAGACAGUGCUGUUACAACAUGGUCUGUUCGCUAGUUCUGCAGACUGGAUCUUGAAUGGCCCAGAUAAAGGACUAGCGUACGUGCUAGCCGAUGCGGGUUAUGACGUCUGGAUGUCUAACAUACGAGGAAAUAAAUAUUCCAAGGAACACGCUUGGCUGAAAACGAAUACGAAAUCAUAUUGGAACUUUUCCUGGCACGACAUAGCGCUUCACGAUCUUCCUGCAGUUAUUGACUACAUUGUUUCAAUUAAGAAAGGUGAUCCAAAAUUAACAUACAUCGGUCAUUCCAUGGGCACCACCAUUCUAUUUGCGAUGUUGACUCUAAGGCCAGAAUACAACAAUAUACUUAAAGCUGGAUUCGCGUUAGCACCUGUUGUGUUCAUGUCUGAUAUAAAAUCACCCUUAAAAUCAUUAGCACCAGUAGCUUCCAAUAUAGCUUAUAUGGAAAUGCUAUAUGGCUCUCACGAGUUUAUGCCAAAGAAUUCUGCCCUAGGAAGGAUUUCUAGUUCAUGUGAUGAAGACAAUAUGGAUUCUAUGGUGUGUAAGAAUGUGAUUUUCUAUAUCUGCGGCUAUAAUGAUAAGCAGUUUAAUAAGACACUACUUCCCGUAUUCAUGAGGAAUCUGGGAACAGGUACAUCAUGGAAAACGGCCGUCCACUUCGCGCAAGAAGUGAAAUCCGGUGGUAAAUUCCAGCAAUUCGACUAUGAAUCGAAUAACCCACGAGUGUAUGGUUCACAGACGCCACCAGAAUACGAUUUGAGCAAAGUCACACUACCAAUUACAUUAUUCUGGUCAGAAAAUGAUCUACUAUCUAGUGAGAAGGACGUUAAAAUGCUGUACGAUAGACUACCGUCAACUGCGAGAAUGUAUAAAAUUGCGGACCCUGAAUUCAACCAUUUAGACUACCUCUGGGCGAAGGACGCUCCCACAUUAUUGAAUAAAAAGCUUUUAGAAUAUUUAGAGGAUACGUACAAGACAGAAAUAGGAGGAUUUUCUAUCAGCUUCGAUAUUGGUAAAUGAGUUUCGAAAAAUAAGAUAAUUCCUCGUCGAGGGUGACGUGAAAAUGUUUCUUGUAACGAAGUAAUCGUGGAAUAUUGGAUACGUGACAUUUUCUAACAGCUUCGUUGAGUGAUGUCGACAUUUCUCUGUUAACUAUAUACUGUGAUAAUAUAGGAUAAAAUUGAAUGUAAUAAAUGCCUUAUCUUCAAGCUCAAUUCGUUAUCUAUUCUAAUUUAGUGAGAAUUUCGACAACGUAUCGAGAAUUU
Zerene cesonia (dogface butterfly) is the source of this 1771-nucleotide messenger RNA. Its product is annotated as lipase 3-like. The coding region runs from base 24 to 1526 and encodes 500 amino acids. The record is from RefSeq and is a predicted model, not a curated record. Gene Ontology annotation, biological process: lipid metabolic process. NCBI's taxonomy places the organism in Eukaryota, Metazoa, Arthropoda, Insecta, Lepidoptera, Pieridae. The transcript has a single exon.